Molecule: messenger RNA, 1269 nt
Organism: Hemibagrus wyckioides
Lineage: Eukaryota; Metazoa; Chordata; Actinopteri; Siluriformes; Bagridae
Gene: gtf2h3
Product: general transcription factor IIH, polypeptide 3
Exons: 13
Coding region: 104-1012 (302 amino acids)
Biological process (GO): nucleotide-excision repair; regulation of DNA-templated transcription
Cellular component (GO): transcription factor TFIIH holo complex; transcription factor TFIIH core complex
Source: RefSeq, a predicted model, not a curated record
AGUGGAAGCAAAAUAACCUGCCAAACAGAUGAAGGCCGUGGUCGCAUAAUGAUUGCGUCAGACAGGGCAACCGUGUUUCUUUUAAGGAACGAGGCGCUCAGCAAUGGCAUCAGAAGACGAAAUUAGUCUUCUGGUCAUUGUGGUUGACGUCAACCCCAUUUGGUGGGGUCAGCAAUCUCAGAGACAACCAGAGUUCACUCUGUCAAAAUGUCUGGACGCGGUGAUUGUCAUGGCAAACUCCCACUUAGUGAUGACUCGAUCCAACAGACUGGCCAUCAUCGCUAGCCACUGUCAGGAGAAUCACUUUCUGUACCCAAGCAAGCACUGGAGAACAGGAGAUGCUGUCGGGGAUCAUGUAGCCGUGUCUGGGAACGGUGACGGCAAAUACGAGCUGCUGUCUGUCGGUGAUGACAUCAUCGCAGAAGAGAUCAGGAAUCUCAUGGCCAGAACGCAAGUGAGAGGCCACCAGACCGACACGUUACUGGCUGGAUCCCUCGCCAAAGCUCUCUGCUAUAUUCAUCGAGUGUCUAAGGAACUGGAAGCUGGACAAGACAUGAAAUCAAGGAUAUUGGUGAUAAAAGCAGCUGAGGAUUGCGCUCUGCAGUACAUGAACUUCAUGAACGUGAUCUUUGCUGCACAGAAACAGAAUGUCCUGAUUGAUGCGUGUGUGCUGGACUCUGAUUCAGGCCUUUUGCAGCAGGCUUGUGACAUAACUGGUGGUCAGUACCUAAAGAUUCCCCAGAAAACUGCACUGGCACAGUAUUUGUUGUGGGUUUUCCUGCCUGACGCAGAUCAGCGUUCCCAGUUGGUUCUUCCUCCACCGGUACACGUUGACUACAGAGCAGCCUGCUUCUGUCACCGCAACCUCAUCGAGAUCGGCUACGUCUGCUCAGUGUGUCUGUCAAUAUUCUGCAACUUUAGUCCGAUCUGCACAACCUGCGAGACUGCCUUUAAGAUCCCCCUGCCCCAGAUGAUGAAACCGAAGAAAAAGAAACUUAAAGCAGCAAACUGAUCCCCUCGUCUGACCUUGUGACCUCGAAUAUUAAACCCAGAACUGAGUUUUAUUUGGAUGUGUAUUUUUUUGAGGGACAAGAACUCAAAACCAUGAAAGUGGGCAUUCGAUUUUUUUCUUCUUCUUUUUUUGUAGGAAACACGCAUUUAACAAGAACAAGCUUUGACUGUUAAGGACAAUAUUUUCAGGGGAACUAUUGCAGGUUCACAUUUUUGUAUUUGUAAAUAGAAAAAUAAAAAUGAUGCGUUUUGAUUAUA